This is a messenger RNA of Cetraspora pellucida, 168 nucleotides long. The record is from the annotation of a GenBank genome assembly. Lineage: Eukaryota; Fungi; Glomeromycota; Glomeromycetes; Diversisporales; Gigasporaceae.
AUGCCAACCUUUUUGAAUCUCUCUGGAGAUAAUCUUGGACCAAAAGAAGGAAGUUCAUCUUCCAUCACACCAACUUCUUUGAAUGUUUCAGCCCCAACAAUUUUAGAACAAGAGAAGGAAAAUCAACUUCUCACCAUUUUGAAAAAAAAGUUCAAGGUAUUACUUUGA